This is a messenger RNA of Emys orbicularis (European pond turtle), 2028 nucleotides long. It is a transcript of the gene KLHL8, whose product is annotated as kelch like family member 8. Gene Ontology annotation, molecular function: protein binding. The coding region runs from base 181 to 2028 and encodes 615 amino acids. The transcript is spliced from 10 exons. Lineage: Eukaryota; Metazoa; Chordata; Testudines; Emydidae. The record is from RefSeq and is a predicted model, not a curated record.
CCACAUAGGAGCGCCCCUGGGCUCGCGAGCGGCGGGAUCAAGGGGCGGGGUUUGCCGAGGAAGAUGGCGAUUCUACUUGACUUUGGACGUUUGGCCUGAGUUCUGAUAGAGCUGGAUUUUUCUUGUUUUUUUUAAUGGGAAGUGUUUGAAUAUUCAUGCUGUGAAAGAAGAAAACAUCCAAUGGCUUCAGAAUCUAUGACCCCAGAGUCAGCAAAACACUAUCAGAUAAAAGGGAAAAGGCGGCAGCAGCAGCAAGAUAGAUCUCUGAACAGUGAUGGUGAAGAAGUCUUCGUAUUUGAAGCAAAUGAAGCUUGGAAGGAUUUUCAUAGCUCUCUUCUUCAUUUCUAUGAAGCUGGGGAACUCUGUGAUGUUACAUUGAAGGUUGGUUCAAAGCUAAUCUCUUGCCACAAGUUGGUUCUGGCUUGUGUUAUCCCUUACUUCAGAGCUAUGUUUCUCUCUGAAAUGGCUGAGGCAAAACAGACAUUGAUUGAGAUCAGGGACUUUGAUGGAGAUGCAAUAGAAGAUUUGGUGAAGUUCGUCUAUUCCUCCCGGCUUACAUUGACUGUCGAUAAUGUCCAGCCUCUCUUAUAUGCAGCCUGCAUUCUUCAGGUGGAGCUAGUAGCAAAAGCUUGCUGUGAAUAUAUGAAACUACACUUUCAUCCCUCAAACUGCCUGGCAGUGAGGGCCUUUGCAGAAAGUCACAACCGUAUUGACUUGAUGGACAUGGCUGACCGAUAUGCUUGUGAACAUUUUACUGAAGUGGUGGAAUGUGAGGACUUUGUGAGUAUGUCACCUCAGCACCUCCAUAAACUCUUAUCUUCCAGUGAUCUGAACAUAGAGAAUGAGAAGCAGGUUUAUAGUGCUGCUAUCAAGUGGCUUCUUGCUAAUCCACAGCAUCAUACUUCAUGGUUGGAUGAAAUACUUGCUCAGGUACGUCUGCCUUUGUUGCCCAUUUGUUUCCUUAUGGGCGUUGUGGCAAAAGAAGAGAUCAUCAAGCAGAAUCUAAAAUGUAGAGAUUUACUGGAUGAAGCAAGAAACUACCACCUUCACCUGAGCAGCAGGGCAGUGCCAGACUUCGAGUAUUCCAUCCGCACAACACCAAGGAAUGAGACGGCUGGUGUGCUAUUUUGUGUUGGUGGUCGAGGUGGAUCAGGUGACCCAUUUCGCAGCAUUGAAUGCUACUCUAUAAACAAAAACAACUGGUUCUUUGGUCCUGAAAUGAACAGCAGGAGAAGACACGUGGGUGUAAUCUCUGUGGGAGGUAAAGUCUAUGCAGUAGGUGGGCAUGAUGGAAAUGAACAUUUAGGCAGCAUGGAAAUGUUUGAUCCUGUCACUAAUAAGUGGAUGAUGAAAGCAUCAAUGAACACCAAGAGGCGAGGAAUUGCUCUAGCCUCCGUUGGUGGACCCAUUUAUGCCAUAGGAGGGUUAGAUGACAACACUUGCUUCAGUGAUGUGGAGAGAUAUGACAUUGAAUCUGAUCGAUGGAGUGGAGUAGCGUCAAUGAAUACUCCCAGAGGAGGAGUUGGCUCAGUGGCCCUUGUGAACUAUGUGUAUGCUGUUGGUGGCAAUGAUGGUGUAGCCUCUCUCUCCAGCGUAGAGAGAUAUGACCCCCAUCUGGAUAAGUGGAUAGAAGUGAAAGAGAUGGGUCAACGAAGAGCAGGCAAUGGGGUUAGUGAACUCCAUGGUUGCUUAUACGUUGUAGGUGGCUUUGAUGACAACUCUCCAUUGAGCUCUGUUGAAAGGUUUGAUCCUCGCAAUAACAAGUGGGAGUAUGUAGCAGAACUUACAACCCCCAGGGGUGGAGUUGGCAUAGCAACGCUAAUGGGUAAAAUUUUUGCAGUUGGUGGUCAUAAUGGCAAUGCAUACCUGAACACAGUGGAAGCCUUUGAUCCAGUGAUGAACAGGUGGGAGCUUGUUGGAUCGGUUUCUCACUGCAGAGCUGGAGCGGGAGUAGCUGUGUGCUCUUGUCUUAGUAGUGAGAUCCGGGAUGUUGGUCAGGGAUCCAACAAUGUGGCUGAUUGUAUGUGA